Molecule: messenger RNA, 693 nt
Organism: Carya illinoinensis
Lineage: Eukaryota; Viridiplantae; Streptophyta; Magnoliopsida; Fagales; Juglandaceae
Product: histone H3.v1-like
Exons: 1
Coding region: 1-693 (230 amino acids)
Source: RefSeq, a predicted model, not a curated record
AUGGAGACGUUCAAGUUCUUCGAGGACACUCUGAGGGAGGAAGCGGCCCAUGGAGACAUUGAGGUGGUCCAGGAGACAAAUGCAUCUACCAGCGACUCUCCGACUUCUACUAGGGAAUGGGCAAAACUAGGUAGGAAGGAAGAGGGAGAAAAAGAAGAAAAAGAAGAAGAGGCCGUAAAAGAAAAGGUCAUAGAAGAAGUGAAAGACGAUGAGGAAGACGAGAGGAGGAAUGAAGAUGAAGAGGAAGAGGAAGAGGAAGAAGAAGAGGAAGAGGAGAGGGCCCCUGGGGGUAGCAAGGAGGAAGCAUCGAAAAGCCAUUCUUGCUCCUCUCCUUCCACUGAUGCAGGUCGGGAUGACAAGGUCCCCUACAGCACCCCUCUAGCUAUUGUGUUGAAUGAUGAUGACAAUUCUCAAGAGUCAAAGUCGGAUGUUCACUAUGACUCCCACGGAGGACUGAUUUCCCAAGCUCCGUCGCUGAGCCAUCCAGGCCACUCGGGAGGGGCUACUGGCGAAGGGGAAGCGAGUGUGUUAGGAUCAGGCCACUCCCUAACCUUGGGCCCUACUAGCCCUUCUUAUAUAGCUGGAACUGUGGUAGGCGAGGGUCCCGAGUCGAAUCUUGAGAAGGCCCACGCGACGGCUACCGAACAGAUAGCUCAGAAGCUGUGUCUUGCCUUCACUCAAGUAUGGUCCUGA